Messenger RNA from Suillus paluster, 801 nucleotides. RefSeq lists its product as uncharacterized. The record is from RefSeq and is a predicted model, not a curated record. The transcript has 3 exons. NCBI's taxonomy places the organism in Eukaryota, Fungi, Basidiomycota, Agaricomycetes, Boletales, Suillaceae. The coding region runs from base 1 to 801 and encodes 266 amino acids.
AUGGAUAUCAAGCCCAAAGCCUUCGAUGAUAGCGUGUCCGUGGAUUCGUAUGAUGUUAUUUCUACAUCCGCAUCAGCAAAUUCCGAGCCUUCCUUCCCAGAAUCCAAGCAGGAAUGUUGUGCCACAGUUCUAUCUCGCAUCCGUGAAAUCGUCUCAUUCGAUUUCACCCCUUCCUCUGUCACUCCCAUCGUCAACUCCUGCGCUGCUGCACUCCCAGCAGCAGAGUUCUCCGACCUCCUGCAACAACCCGAUAUCGAGGAUCACACGGCGCUCUAUUGGGCCAUUAUAAAGCAUCGGCCAGAAGUACUUUGGGCAUUUAUUAAAUACAUUCUCAAGUUCUCGCGUGUAUGCCUUUCUGAUAUGCGUCUUGCAUGCGCGAUAGUGAGCGAUCAAAUAAUGUUCGCCCGGCUAAAUUUGGGACGCACCAUCAAUCCCAAGGUUGGGUCUGUGAGAUGUUUUUUGGGCUGUCCGCCCGAUAAGAUACACGUGUAUGGAGGGAAUGGAGUUGGCAACAACAAAUUCGUUGUUUCUUUCCGCUUCAGGAUGUUCCAGACUCGCCUGCGCAUUGCACAGGAAUUGGCCGUGGAAUUUGUUGCCGCGGGACGUAUAUGGGUGUUGUGCUUUUAUGUGGGGCCGGAGGGGAUGUGGCGCGUUGAGUAUGGUCUUUCUAAACAUAGCCUUCCGGUGUAUCCAGCCGCUGUGUUCGUGAUAAAGGCUCACAGAGGACCGCCUGAUUGUGUGACCCCGGCCCCUCUAAGGCUAGAAAUGACAUCGCCGUGCACGCUUGUACCCAACGGGUAG